AUGCGGGGUACAGGACUGGGGUAUGGCGUGAUCGUCGACUACAACGAAGCCCUCCAACUUUUAACGCUGAAGAUCACCUGUGUGCCCCAGCCCGACCAAGCAAUCAAGAGCAUCAAAGCACAGCUGGAUAAAUUCACGCUGACGGAGGCCAUCAUCAGGCGCUCCAAGUACAUCGCGGCCAACAUUUUCUACACAAAAAUGAUGACGGGCCCGCAGCGCCAAGCCGUCCUUGUAACACAGCUGCUCCGACGGGACACCGGGAAAAAGCUCAAAAACCAGCAGACGAACAAGAACUGGGCCCCGGUCGGAAAUGAAAGCUACACGGUUCCGAAUAUCGACGACAUCAACUCCACUUGGCUUUGGCCCGUCUGCGAUGGCGUCCACUGGUGGCUGUACGUGGUCCAGCCGUCCUCAGGCACCGUGCAGCUAUGGGAUUCGCUUUUCAACGAAUCGGAUGAAGCUGUCUACUUGAAGCGGUUUGAGACGGCUGAACGUCGAUUGGAGGAGUUGUGGCCUCAGAACGAGUGGCGCCUCAACUACCGAAAGAUAUGCGAUCAAACCGACGGAUCCACCUGCGGAGUCUGGGUGUGCGUGUAUGCCGACGCGAUCGUGGGAGGAGUCGAGCCGAGGGCGACGAUGGGCGACAUGCCGCAUUGGAGGGAGCGCAUCCUAUGGGCAUUGGUCACCGGACGUCGCCCCCAUCUUCCAGAAUAUCGAGCGUCUAAUCGAUCGCGCAAUACGCAGCCAAACACUCCAAGAACAUCGAUCCAGCGUCCCGGUGGCGUCCCUCCGAGGGAUCGGGCUGCGGCCAAGUCGACGAGUCGCUCCCGUCCCAACCAGCGCUCUCCCUCAACAGCCGUACACUGUCGAAAGCAAGGUAACCGCCAC
This is a messenger RNA of Mesorhabditis spiculigera, 888 nucleotides long. The record is from the annotation of a GenBank genome assembly. Lineage: Eukaryota; Metazoa; Nematoda; Chromadorea; Rhabditida; Rhabditidae.